Messenger RNA from Oncorhynchus tshawytscha (Chinook salmon), 1616 nucleotides. Its product is annotated as killer cell lectin-like receptor subfamily G member 1. NCBI's taxonomy places the organism in Eukaryota, Metazoa, Chordata, Actinopteri, Salmoniformes, Salmonidae. The coding region runs from base 16 to 870 and encodes 284 amino acids. The transcript has 6 exons. The record is from RefSeq and is a predicted model, not a curated record.
UUCCAUUUUCCCUCUAUGGAUCUUCCUGGUAUGAUAGUUCCCUGUCCAUCGUCACAAAUAGCUUACAGAGACAGUGGUAACCGUGGAGAUGUCCAGGGACCAAUGAAGAUGUUUUCGGGGGAACCGUUUGGAGUUGACAACCAUAACUAUGUCUUUGAAGAGUCCAUGUGUGAAACUCCAGAUAUGUCUACUUACUACCAGACUGGGAAUGAAGUGACCCCAAGAAGCACACCACAACCUGGCUACUCAGGUUCUGAUAGCUCAGGGAAGAGACCCUUCCUAGUUGCUGCAGUGUGUCUGGGGCUGCUGUGUGUUCUCCUACUGGCUGGGAUCAUUGGCCUGUCAGUCUCCUUUCAGUUAACAGCGAAAACCUGUACGGAAGGAUGGCAGAGGUUUGGCUGCAGCUGUUACUACAUCUCUACUGAGGUGAACACCUGGGAUUAUGCCAGACAGGACUGUCUGAACAGAGGAGCAGACCUGGUGAUCGUAAACAGCGAAGAUGAACAGGUAUUUCUCACUACAUUUGAUCGAUGGAUCUGGAUUGGUCUGACGGACAGAGGGACACAGGGGACCUGGAAAUGGGUGGACGGCACACCACUCACCAAAGCGUUCUGGUGGUGGUCAGAACCUGAUUCUGCCACUGGAGAGAAGGACUGUGCUAUGAUGUAUGGAGGUGUACAAAAUAUUCCUCUACACGCAUGGAAUUACUUUAGAAGUAAAAGCAGGAAAUGCAUCACCUACUGUAUGCCUCUACUGCCAUUCAUUUCAAUUCGACUGGUUUUGGAUUUCUCCCUGACCAAGAUGGCUGCCAUUUGGCCCCCGUAUGGAACUUUGCAGUACCAUGACAGUACCCAUCUAGUAAUUUCAUAGGAUAUCUAUAUAUACAGUGAAGUAGAAAUCUUAGGUCCUGUUCCACAGCUAAGGCGAGGCGAUGCAACAACCAAUAGUUGCGUGCCACGUCAUCGAAUGUGUCGUCGACUGACAAAUUGUAUGAUGUGGUUAGCUGAUACUUCAAAUACCUUUCCAGGCAUUUUAAGAUCUGUCAAGCGUUAGCAGCAUCUAAGCUUUGGAACGCGUACAUCAUUUUCCCAAGAGAUAUACAUUACACUGCACAUUUCUCAUCACAACUGAAAACGUAUUAACAAUGUUAUAUUUACCAGUAGUAAUAAAAGAGCCUACCUUUAACUUAAUACUGUGGACACAAACCACACAAUCAGCAUUGUCCCAGAGUGGUCUGUUUGCAGGACCAGAUGUAGUAGUCUCUUUAAAUGCCUGUUUAUGUGUUUUGUGAGUCCAAAAUUGUGCCCUAUCACCUAUACAGUGCACUACUUUUGACCAGAGCCCUAUGGGUCCUGGUCAGUGAAAUAGCACCCUAUCCCCUACUUUUGACCAGAAAAGUAGAACAAAUAGUACCAGCAUAACUCCACCAGGGAAGAUAAUAUACCCAACACAGUACUGAAUCAAAUAAAUGACAGAAAUUGGACACAAAAUAACACGCUUGACUGCUUUAAUUUGAUUUAAAAACCACAAACAAAUCUUAGCCCUGUAUCUAGUUUAGACCAAUACUAUUUCUUCAGUCACCCCAUUUACUUCUAAAAUAAAACUAUUGUAUCCAU